AUGCCUGUUCAUUCACUGCAUGUAUUCGACCGCAAAGGCAAGACUCUUUUUACCAAGUGCUACGCCCAGAAUAAGGCCAACAAAGUUGAUGACGGAGAGCAACUUUCUGAAAAACGAAAACUAGUCUUUGGGAUGCUGUUUUCUCUGAAAGAAGUUGCUGCGAGCCUUUCGCCAUCUUCAAUCAAAGAUAACGGAGUCCACUCUGUACAGACUGGUGCCAGUACCUGCUAUUGCCUCGAAACGGCCAGUGGCCUAAGAUUUGCCCUAUACAUAACCGACGAUGCUGACAAGACACAUGCCAGAUCCAUUCGCAAAGCAAUGCAGCAUGCGUACAACGAUAUCUGGAUCCAGUCGGUUGUUAGAUCUCCUCUAUAUAAUCCCGUGACACCAAAUGUACAGGCGACUAAUUUUGAAACGAAUCUUGACGCCUUUUUGGUAUCGCAGUCUUGGUAUCGAUGA
Messenger RNA from Phaeodactylum tricornutum CCAP 1055/1, 459 nucleotides. RefSeq lists its product with no specific name. Bases 1 to 459 code for a protein of 152 amino acids. Gene Ontology annotation, biological process: endoplasmic reticulum to Golgi vesicle-mediated transport. Gene Ontology annotation, cellular component: TRAPP complex. The record is from RefSeq and is a predicted model, not a curated record. The transcript has a single exon. NCBI's taxonomy places the organism in Eukaryota, Bacillariophyta, Bacillariophyceae, Surirellales, Neidiaceae.